AUGUCUCGAACUAGCAGGCCACGAGCAUACAACAACCUACCUCAAGAACGAUAUCAAGGUCGUGCCUCUUUUGGGGAACCACCCCCGAAGGAAAUACGGAAGAAGCUGGCAGAUGAAACGCUAUCCAUGAUACCGAGCGUUCUCACCACUAUGGGAUUCGGCGAACAACCGGAGUCGACUUUGUUCUCAUCACAACUCGAACCACUUGACAACAGCAUCUGCCCAGGAUAUACCUUCCCCGACCUCAAAGUUCGAUACGCCGAUACUUUCUCUCUAGCACGACAACUUCUGAAAACUCGCCCCGACUAUUUGGGCAAAGUCGCAGUGCUCAACUGUGCCUCUGAUACAGAAUUAGCUGGAGGCUGGCGACAUCGAUCUGGCACGACUCAGGAGGACGCGCUUUGCUAUUCAUCCACACUAUGGCCAACAUUGGACCGGUGGAAGAGCAAAUAUCCCUGGCGAAAUACGGUGAAUCGGUCCGGAGGCAAUGCAGGAGAGGAUUGGACGACCGUGAGCGUGGUCAGCGUGGCAGGUUUGGCUUGCCCUCCGUUAGUGCCAGCACAAAAGGGGAAAGCUCGUGGAGAGGGAGAAAUGCAAAUGAAGCUCGAGAAAGAUGUGCAUACGAUCAAGGAGAGGUUUAGGAUGAUACUGCGGAUGGCCGCACGGCAGGACAAAAGUCUGUUGUUACUCGCAGCGCUGGGCUGUGGCGUUUGGAAAUGCCCUCCGAGACAAAUAGCAGAGCUCCUCAAGGAAUGCUUGGGAGAGCCCGAAUUCAACGGCUGGUUCGAGGACAUCUGGGUUGGAAUCUACGAUGAAGAGGUCUGCAGGAUAUGGCGCGAGGUUCUGGGGGCUGGCUCUUCAUAA
Molecule: messenger RNA, 864 nt
Organism: Exophiala xenobiotica
Lineage: Eukaryota; Fungi; Ascomycota; Eurotiomycetes; Chaetothyriales; Herpotrichiellaceae
Exons: 2
Coding region: 1-864 (287 amino acids)
Source: RefSeq, a predicted model, not a curated record